AUGUCUGAUCCAUCACUAUAUACGAUCGGCUGGAUCUGUGCCAUCGUUCCUGAGUUCGUCGCAGCCCGGCUCUUCCUCGACGAGUCCAAGAACGACAAUAACUCGUACCAGCUCGGACGCAUGGGCAAGCAUAACGUCGCAAUCGCAGCCCUUCCUCAUGGCGAAUACGGGGAAAGCUCGGCGGCAGUUGUCGCUCGGGAUCUGAUCCGCACAUUCGAGAACAUACGAGUCGGGCUGCUGGUUGGCAUCGGCGGCGGAGCCCCAAGUCCAGAGAAAGAUAUCCGUCUGGGCGAUGUUGUCGUCAGUUCUCCGACUGGUGGGUACGACGGUGUGCUCCAGUACGAUUUUGGCAAGUCUAUGGUGGAUGGCAAACUCGAAAUGACAGGAUUCCUGAAUCAGCCGCCAAUUGCUUUCAGGACCGCUCUCAACGUUCUUAUUGCCGAUAUCGAAAUCGAAGGCAACUGGCUUGAGAACGACAUCGAGAAGGCUCUCAAAACUGAGCAUCUCAGACAGAAAUACGGCCGGCCAAGUUCCGAUUUCGACAAACUCUUUCGUAGUGACAUCUCUUACAACCCAAACAAAACCAUGGCCCAUUACACCACCAGCGAUUUUGUGGAACGCCAGGAACGGUCUCCAGAUUCGACUCUCGUCAUCCAUCACGGAUUGAUCGCAUCGGCGAAUCAGGUGAUGAAAGAUGCACAAAAGCGGGAUAUACUAGCAAAGGACAAAAAUGUGCUCUGUUUUGAGAUGGAGGCUGCUGGGUUGAUGAACCAUUUUCCUUGCCUGGUGAUCAGAGGUAUCUGCGAUUACUCGGACUCUCAUAAAAACAAGAAAUGUAUUCGGUCAAGUCCAUCGGGGCAGAAGUCAACGCGAUCAAAGAUUCUAUCGAUCACGACACCCUUGAACCAACAUGAACCAAGAUGUCAUCCAAGUACUAGAGCCAAUAUCUUACACGGUAUUGAGCGCUGGGCUCAUGGACCUAGCAAACAGCGGGUCUACUGGCUUAGCGGAAUGGCUGGCACUGGAAAGUCGAUCAUAGCUCGGACGGUUGCCCAUGGACUUCGCGAAACAAACCUCCUUGGCGCUACGUUCUUUUUCAAGAGAGGGGAGCGGGAUCGCAGCAGCGCGUCUUUCCUCUUCAGCACGCUAGCCAAGCAAUUAGUACGACAACGACCCGAGUUGAGUCCUUAUGUUGUAAAGGCAAUCAAGACGACGGACGACAUCUUUUCCAAAUGUUUGGAAGAGCAAUUCUCCAAGCUCAUCCUUGGCCCGCUCAUAGAGACGAGCUCAAAAGCAGGAGGUUUCAAGAACCUGAUACUUAUUGUGGAAGCUUUGGAUGAGUGUUCCGAUGAGAAAGAUGUUGAAGCUCUGCUACAUUUGCUGUUCAAGGUUGUGGAUUCAGACGUGUAUGCUCUGAAGCUUUUCAUCACAAGCAGGCCAGAGAUGGCAAUCCGCGAUGCAUUCGAUUUCAUCAACUCGGAGCUACAUGUGCACCAUCAGCUACAGGAUACACCGGGUGAUAUCAUCUCCCGAGAUAUUACGGUGUAUCUUGAAUAUCAACUGACAGAGAUCAGAGUUUGGUGGAACAAACGAUGCAGCAAAAUUCCCACCGAACAACUAGCAGUAGAUUGGCCUGAGAACGAGAAAAUAAGUUUACUUGUCAAAAUAGCGAUACCACUGUUCUUGUUUGCAGCAAUAGCUUGUCGCUUCAUCAGAGACGAUGUCUUUGGCAGCCCGGAGGAGCAACUUCUGAAGCUCAUUCAGGUCGCUAAAGAAGGUAGUGUCCAGGACAAACUUGGAGAGACAUAUCGACCGGUAUUGAGACAAUUCCAAGGCAAGAGGACGGAAAAAGAAUAA
This is a messenger RNA of Colletotrichum godetiae, 1857 nucleotides long. RefSeq names its product nucleoside phosphorylase domain-containing protein. Gene Ontology annotation, biological process: nucleoside metabolic process. Bases 1 to 1857 code for a protein of 618 amino acids. The transcript is spliced from 4 exons. The record is from RefSeq and is a predicted model, not a curated record. Gene Ontology annotation, molecular function: catalytic activity. Lineage: Eukaryota; Fungi; Ascomycota; Sordariomycetes; Glomerellales; Glomerellaceae.